Molecule: messenger RNA, 2232 nt
Organism: Candidozyma duobushaemuli
Lineage: Eukaryota; Fungi; Ascomycota; Pichiomycetes; Serinales; Metschnikowiaceae
Gene: EXO84
Product: exocyst subunit
Exons: 1
Coding region: 1-2232 (743 amino acids)
Biological process (GO): intracellular protein localization; exocytosis; Golgi to plasma membrane transport
Cellular component (GO): exocyst
Source: RefSeq, a predicted model, not a curated record
AUGGACAAGCUGAACAGAAAAAGCAGGGCACCAUGGCAUAUGGGAGGGGGCAAGGCUCCGGCAAACCCAUACGCCAAUGCCAACGUGUCCCAAAAUUCGGCUGAAAACGACCCAUAUGGUACUUCCCUUCAAGUGCCGAAAACAGCCGCUUCCAAUAGAAGACACAACCGGCGAAUGUCGAUCCAGGCAUCGGCAGCGGUGCCGUUUGACCCUUCAAUGAUGCCUCCGGUGCCUGGAGCAGCAAUGUACCGAACAGGAACAAACAAUUCGGACGUAGGGCUGGUCAGAAGCUUCGCUGCUCCUAGGAGAUCGUCCAACGAAGACGAUAUCGUUCAGAUCAUCAAGACUGAGCUCCACGACAAGGACGUGACGGUAAUUGACGAUUUCUACAAGUCCUUGCUUGCGCAGAACAAUAGUUUGGAUGCGGACAUCAAGAGCAGAAUCAACACCAACCAGAAGAACAUAUUGCAAUUGACCGACGACCUUCGGGUCACCCAGGAGGAAUUGGUCACACUUCGAGUAUCGACGAAAGAGCUCUACCAGAUUUUGGCUGAAUUCGCCGAAGCCGCCGAGAGAAGACUUGCUAUCGAGCAGGAGGCUCCCAAGAACCAGGGCUACAAUGGUGGAUCCUUAGAUGUGCCAAACAAAAAGAAGGACAGGUCAUCUGUCUUGGUGCUUCAAAAGAUGUGGGCAACUGAGUUGCAAUCACUCUUCAAGCACGUUGACGGUGCUCAAAAAUACAUCCAGGCAAUUCCUGGCAGACACGUUCUCGCUGAGAGUGGUCGCUGGCACGAAAUCAACAUUGGUACGUGGAAACCAAGCAGGCCUAUUCACUUGUUCUUGCUCAACGACUUGGUGAUGGUGGCAACGAGGAAACUGCCUCAGGAAGGAAGCUCCAAGCGUCUUCAGGCCAUCUACUGCUGGCCCCUCCAACUGGUGGACAUAUCUGAGAUUCAAGCUCCAUCUCAAGUUUCGAGCAAAGGAGAAAAGAUACAUGUCAUCAACCUUCGAGCUCCUUCAUUCAGCUACGUCUACCAAACCGAUCGUUAUGACCAUUUCACGCGAGUCAUGAAUGCCUACCAUAAGGGUAAGGCUGAGCUCGCUCAAAGGAACAAGAUGAUUGAGGAUGAAGAGCCCAAAAACGUUCGGGCUAGCGGUGAAUUUGGCUACGGUCUUAAUAGUAGUUCUGCCAGUCUACACGAUGACAAGCUGGAGCUGCGUAAUUUGCGCGAGUCUCUUCGCUCAUCAGGCCUUCAAGGACACUCAAGAAGUGGGUCAACGGAGGAAGUCGGCUUCAACAGACGUACAAGCGGACAAAGACACAGUAAUGACGUUAUCUUACAGGAUAUUUCUGCCAGAGUGCAUUCCAGAAACCGGUCACACGACUACAAUAAAGAAGCAGGUAUCAAGAGACCUGGAAGCGAUAAGCUGCCUCAGAGGCUUUUCUUGGAGCUUAAAAAUGCAGAGGACAAACUUGAUGAGGUGGAUGUCGAUCUCGCUCAUAAUAACUACUCGCAAGCCACGCAGCUCAUGACGAUAAUCGACCAGAAGGUCGCCAGCAUUGUCAUGCGUGUUGCUGGCUUCAAGUCAAAAGAAGACGAUGGUGCUCUAGAAGAAUUGAGAAUUCUUGUGGAUGUGGUGAAGCUCAAGUUGGGCAACAGACGUUUUAAGAUUCAGCAAAACCUUCAAUUUGACUUGCAGCAUAACAUUCUGACAUACACAAACGAGACCAUCUCAGAGCUUCUCAGCUACUACUCGCAAUUCGAUAUGCAAAGUGAGGGUAUUUCGGCCAUCUUGGAGGCAUUAUCUGCUCACUUGUCAAAGACUGUGGGUAAGCUCAUAUCCAACGCUCACGGGUCAACUAAGGUUGAUAUCAUCAACUACCUUGCAAACUUAACCAUCAUAUACGUUCUGAUCAUACGCCGGGCGUUGCAGAUAUAUGGCGAGUGUAUCGAGGGCUUGCUUCAUGACUCCAGACAUGGCAACCUCGACUCCAGUGGGUUCAUUACCUGGUGCAUUUCAGAAAUGUCCCGUUUGGUGGACAUCAUCAAAAAGCAUGCAGAAGAAACGUUGCUUUUUAAGGAGGGCAAGAUUUGGUAUGUCAAGGACGACCAACACUACAAAGAACUCUUGGCUAUCAUAUUACCGCAACUCUCGUUCUUGAAGGAUGAGGGUCUCAAUGUGGACUAUCUUUUCGAAGACAUUCUACACUGCCAGCCUAAGGCUCAAUAA